GACAAGACGCUGACGAACAAGAGGUGGAAGAAGACAACUGAAGCGCCUCGUCUUUAUUAUUUUAUAAAGAUCAGUUAAGACAAAUAAUUUCGUCAAGAAUUGAUUUUAAAUGAUUGCCGUCAGGAUUGGCUUGGGUAUCCUGUGCAUCUUGUAACGAAGCAGCACUUUAAAUACAGAUGGCCGUUCAGUGUGUGUCGAAAAUCGAGCUCUCCAUCUCUUGCAAUAAUCUUCUGGAUAAAGAUGUUGGAUCCAAAUCUGAUCCACUCUGUGUUUUGCUGCAGAGUGUCGGCGAUGACAAAUGGACAGAGGUAGAACGCACAGAGAGAGUGAAGAAUUGCCAGGACCCCGAGUUCUCCACAAAACUUCACAUCGACUACUACUUUGAGAAGGUGCAGAAACUAAAGUUUGGCGUCUAUGACAUUGACAACAAGUCCGUUGACCUCAAGGAUGAUGACUUUCUGGGAGGCUUUGAAUGCACCCUUGGUCAGAUUGUAUCAAGUAGGAAGAUUACCAGACCCCUUCAGCUCAAGGAAACAAAACCAGCUGGGAAAGGCACAAUAACAAUUACAGCAGAAGAAGUGAAGGACAACAGGGCUAUUGUAAUGGAAGUGGAGGCAAAAAACCUGGAUAAAAAGGAUCUGUUUGGGAAAUCUGAUCCAUUCUUGGAGUUUUUCAAGCAGGAAGAAGAUGGCAAAUGGCAGUUAAUUCACAGGACAGAGGUCAUCAAAAAUAAUUUGAAUCCAUCUUGGAAAAAGUUUACGGUCUCCUUGCAUACGUUCUGUGGUGGUGACCUGAACAAACCAAUCAAGGUUCAUUGUUUUGAUUAUGAUAGCGAUGGCUCUCAUGAUCUCAUUGGUGUGUUUCAAACUAAUGUGUCAGAUCUGCAGAAAGCAGUUAAUGGCUCCCCGGUCGAGUUUGACUGCAUUCAUCCAGAGAAACAAAAGAAGAAAAAGAGUUAUAAGAACUCUGGGGUCAUCAGGAUUAAGUAUUGCAAGCUUGAAGCACAGUAUUCAUUUCUGGAUUAUGUGAUGGGAGGUUGCCAAAUUAACUUCACGGUUGGCAUUGACUUCACUGGCUCUAAUGGAGACCCCCGCUCCCCUGACUCUCUUCAUUAUAUCAGCCCUAAUGGUGUAAACCAGUAUCUGUCAGCCAUCUGGUCCGUUGGUCAGGUAGUCCAAGACUAUGACACUGAUAAACUUUUCCCAGCAUUUGGAUUUGGUGCUCAAAUACCUCCAAACUUUCAGGUAUCCCAUGAGUUCCCAUUGAACUUCAACCCCAGUAGCCCAUAUUGCCAAGGAGUGCAAGGAAUUGUGGAGGCCUAUCGUAUGUCUUUGCCUCAAGUCCGUCUUUAUGGACCGACCAACUUCUCCCCCAUUAUAAAUCAUGUGGCCCGAAUUGCAGCUGGAGCCGCCCAGCAACCAAAUGCAGCUCAAUACUUUGUGCUGUUGAUCAUCACUGAUGGGGAGAUCACUGAUCUUGACCAGACCAGACAGUCCAUUGUAAACUGCUCCAAACUUCCCAUGUCCAUCAUCAUUGUGGGUGUGGGUGAGGCAGACUUUAAGGCCAUGGAGUUUCUUGAUGGGGACGGUGGAGUUCUCAAAUCUGUGUCCGGAGAGGCGGCAGUCAGAGAUAUCGUGCAGUUUGUGCCUUUCAAGCAGUUUGCCAGUGCUCCUAAAGAAGCAUUGGCUCAGAGCGUUCUUGCUGAGGUGCCAAAUCAACUGGUGUCGUACUUUAAAAUGAGGAAUCUGCUUCCUGUCAACCCCCCUCCACCGACCAAGUAGACACCGGUUUGCAAUGAAGACUGAAACAUAGCCAUCUAUAUAAAAUAGUUACAAGUUAAGUAUAUGGAGCAUCACUAGAGGGAGCCACAGUUCUGUUAAAGGAAGCAAUGUCGGGUGUUGAGCUCUUACAAAUACCACUUUUAUUCCAUUUGUAUUGCCUUUUUUAUAUAUAUCAUGCAAACAAUUUUUAUUUUCAGUCCUUCAUAGAUUUCUUUUAUUAUCCUAGAUUCUUCAUAUUAUUCUUUUCCAACUGGUAUAGAGUUUUUAUAAAUAUUCCUUUUUACAGAUCUAUUUUCCUGUAUUAUUACAUAUAUUUUUUUAUAUUGUUUAUGGAUACAGAUGCCUUGAUUUUUCCUUCAGCCAAGAUUUGAAAUCAAUCGUUAGGCCUUUCUAUUGCUUUUUGGUGCCUAUGUAUGCAAUAUCAAUCAGGAAUGCUGAUUUAUGAAUAGCUAUGCUAGUUAUCAGUGAAUUACUACUCAUUCAGCCACUAUGCUGCAAAACACAAUCAUGCUCUCAUAAUAGAGAUGAUUAGUAGUUUGCCAAAGAAAUCACUGCAUGACUUUUAGUAGCACACUAUAUGAGUUUAAGUAGAACUGAAUUUUAAAAAUGCUGCUUUACUAAUAUAAAGGAAUUACGUAGACUUUGGGAUUAUUUAAGACCACAGUGUCUUUUUAAAAAGUUGUAGUUUGUGCCAAGUAAUAUUUGAAAGAUUCCUUUGGAAUGAGAGGUAAUUUGAUUUAUUUAACACAAAUGUUUGCACCUUAAUCGCACAGUAAAGUUAAUCUGCACUUAUCCUUUAGAGCUGUUGAAUUUAGUAAUAUGUAUGCUUGCUCUUGCCACAUAAAGCCUUAUGGGACCGUUAUCUUGUUUUAAUCUAUUGAUUUAAAGGGAAUGGGGUUAUAAUCAUAUUAUGAUCGUUUUUCUCCAUGCCCUUUGAUUUUUUUCUAACCAUGAAAUAUGUUUACACAGCAGCAUGUUGUUCUGUUCUUCAGAAGCCAUUUUAUACCGUCAAGAAAUGCUAAAUAAAAUUGCCAUAUUAACACA
This is a messenger RNA of Pimephales promelas (fathead minnow), 2825 nucleotides long. RefSeq names its product copine I (gene cpne1). Gene Ontology annotation, cellular component: plasma membrane. Gene Ontology annotation, biological process: regulation of canonical NF-kappaB signal transduction; cellular response to calcium ion; positive regulation of tumor necrosis factor-mediated signaling pathway. Gene Ontology annotation, molecular function: calcium-dependent phospholipid binding. The record is from RefSeq and is a predicted model, not a curated record. NCBI's taxonomy places the organism in Eukaryota, Metazoa, Chordata, Actinopteri, Cypriniformes, Leuciscidae.